GUCAGGGAGAUACGGAGGCGAGUGGGCCACGCCCUUGCAGUGCGACGUCUUGCGGCACGUCGCUCGGCGCGUCGCGGGUUAUUCCCGCCGCCUCGAGACCUGGAUGAGAGUGGAGCCCUCGCGGAGCUCGUGGCGUCCAGGGGCCCCUUAUGCGCAGGAGCUGAAGAAUCUGGCCGAGUACGACACCAGUAAGCUCAAGAUCUGCUGGUCGGGGACGGUGGCGAAGGACGCAAAGGCGUUCUUGCCUCCGGACGCGGCUGGCCCCAUCAGGCAUUACGCGUGCUGCAUCGAGCGCGAUUCGGAGCAGAUUUUGGAGUUGCUGGCCGCUCGUGAUUUCCCGCGGCCGUACUGGGAGCUUGCGCUUGCUCGUGACCGUGAUGGUCUACUUCAGCGCAUCGAUCGGCUUCGGCAGCCGGGUCUCAUCAUUGUCAGGAAACAGCUCAAG
This is a messenger RNA of Prorocentrum cordatum, 445 nucleotides long. Lineage: Eukaryota; Dinophyceae; Prorocentrales; Prorocentraceae. The record is from the annotation of a GenBank genome assembly.